Molecule: messenger RNA, 555 nt
Organism: Macrosiphum euphorbiae (potato aphid)
Lineage: Eukaryota; Metazoa; Arthropoda; Insecta; Hemiptera; Aphididae
Source: the annotation of a GenBank genome assembly
AUGCUUCCAAAAAAACUGAAAUGGGUAAUUGUAAUAUUUACCUCGAGCAAAGAUUAUAGUGUUGUACCAAUUAAUUGGCUUUUAGAGACAGAAGUUGAAAAUUUAUAUAGUAGGACUAUAAAAAAUUGUUACUGGCCACCCUUCAGAGUUACCAGUAGCCAUUUAAAAGAGGCCAAAGAUCCAGAACCAUCUUGGCAGCAGUAUCAAAUUAAAGUCGUUGGUGGUAACAAGACUUAUGAUAAUUUCAAUAAGGCUUGGUACAAACGAGUAGAAGUGGAAUCAACAGACAGUGAAAAUAUUUUGAAUGACCCGUUACUUCUGAAAAAAAAGAAACAAAAUACCUUAGACAGUAGUGACAGUGAUGACGAAGAUCCUGGUUAUACUAUUAUACCCAAUAUUCAAGGGGCAACAGUGUCAGGAACAUUAUCUGAAGAGCCAUUGCAAACAUUUUCAACAAAUAAUAGUGCUUCUUUUUCAUCAGCAGUAGACUCCACUUUUCACAAAGAAAAUAGUUAUACAGAUUUGCAACCUUUGACAUUGCUCAAUUCAAACUGA